Molecule: messenger RNA, 1366 nt
Organism: Centruroides sculpturatus (bark scorpion)
Lineage: Eukaryota; Metazoa; Arthropoda; Arachnida; Scorpiones; Buthidae
Gene: Usp14
Product: ubiquitin carboxyl-terminal hydrolase 14-like
Exons: 16
Coding region: 137-1342 (401 amino acids)
Biological process (GO): proteasome-mediated ubiquitin-dependent protein catabolic process; protein deubiquitination; regulation of proteasomal protein catabolic process
Molecular function (GO): protein binding; cysteine-type deubiquitinase activity; proteasome binding
Source: RefSeq, a predicted model, not a curated record
CGCUGCGGUGCAUUAACAGAAGUGGUGGCAUUUACUUUUGCUGUUUCAUUAUAGAAAUUAUAAAGUAAUUAGAAUUUUAGAAAUUUAAACUGUUGAAGUUAUAUGAAAAUAUAUUUAAGAUAAAACGAUAGUUGAUAUGUCCGUGUAUAAAGUAAAAGUUAAGUGGAGUAAAGAAGUAUUUCCAGAUUUAUUAGUAAAUGCAGAUGAAGAACUAGAUGUUUUUAAAGCACAGUUGUUUACUUUAACUGGUGUUCCACCAGGAAGACAAAAAAUUAUGCUUCGAGGAACUACUUUAAAGGAUGAUAGCUGGAAAAAAGUAAAGUUAAAAGAUGGUUUAACCUUUCUUAUGAUGGGAACAAGUGAAGAAUUACCAGUGGAACCAACUGAAAAGCCAUUAUUUGUUGAAGACAUGACUGAAAAUGAAUUGGCAAGUGCUAUGGAAUUGCCAACUGGUUUAACUAAUGUUGGAAAUACAUGUUACAUUAAUGCUACGGUGCAAUGUUUAAAAGUAGUGCCAGAACUUAUUCAAGCACUAAAAUCAUAUCAAGGAACCUAUUCAAUGUUAGGAAAUUUGACACCUUCUCAGUCUAUUACAGCUGUCAUGAGAGAUUUAUAUGAAUUAAUGGAAAGAUCUGGAGCAACACUCUCUCCUUUGAUAUUGAUUCAAGUUGUUCAUGCCGCUUUUCCAAGAUUUGCAGAAAGAUCAGAACAAGGCGGAUGGAUGCAACAAAAUCUAUGUAAAGGGAGUUUAAAAUGUACUGAAUCUGAAGAUGAACAACCAACACACAAUGAAGAAAAUUUCCUUCAACUUAGUUGCUUUAUAUCACAAGAUGUUAAAUAUAUGCACACUGGAUUAAAAUCGCGGAUGCAAGAAGUAAUCACUAAACAUUCGAUGACUUUAGAUCGAGAUGCUCAAUAUCAAAAAACAUGUAAAAUUAGUCGAUUACCUGCUUAUCUUACCAUACAAUUUGUGAGAUUUUUCUAUAAAGAAAGAGAAUCCAUUAAUGCAAAAAUAUUAAAAGAUGUAAAAUUUACAUUGAAUUUAGAUGUUUUUGACUUAUGUACAGAAAAAUUACAACAAAAACUUAUUCCGAUGAGAUUGCGUUUUAAAGAAAUUGAAGAUAAAAAAAUAGAAGAAGCCCAAAAUUUAAAAAUAUCUAAUGAUGUAUCCAAGUCAAAGACUUCACCCAAGGAAAAAAUUGAUUAUAGUUUUCCGGAUGAUCCCGGAUCCAAUAAUAGUGGCUACUACGAAUUAAUUGCAGUUCUUACUCACAGGGGACGUUCGAGCACUAGUGGUCAUUACGUAGCGUGGAUUCGUCAUAGAGGAGGUAAUGGAUUGUAAAUAUAAAUUUUAAAACUAACACUU